Molecule: messenger RNA, 1376 nt
Organism: Lolium rigidum
Lineage: Eukaryota; Viridiplantae; Streptophyta; Magnoliopsida; Poales; Poaceae
Product: cytochrome P450 89A2-like
Exons: 2
Coding region: 21-1376 (451 amino acids)
Cellular component (GO): membrane
Molecular function (GO): heme binding; iron ion binding; oxidoreductase activity, acting on paired donors, with incorporation or reduction of molecular oxygen, NAD(P)H as one donor, and incorporation of one atom of oxygen
Source: RefSeq, a predicted model, not a curated record
CUCGCUCGAGUGCAACGACAAUGGCGCUCCUCCUUACGCUCCUUACCGUUGCCUUGUGCUUCCUAGCCUUCCUACUCUUCUUUGAACGAAGCUACAAUAGGCGAUCCCGUGCUCAGACGACCAUCCACACCAUCCGCGACCCCGCUGUCGCCCACCGAGCACUCAUCGAGAACGCCGACGACUUCGCAAACCAGCCGGCGUCGAUCUUCCCCGUAUCCCUGGCCGUCUGGCCCAACGGCGAUCGGAACGACAACAUCACCACGGCGAAUCACGGCCCGCACUGGCGAGCGCUCCGAUGCAACCUCACUGCCCAGAUCAUCCACCCAUCACGCCUCUGUUCCCUCGCCCCACUAAUGCAGGAUGCCGCCCUGGCACUCGUCGCCGACCUGUUGGCCCGAGCUACACGCCUUGGCGCCGGCGGCGAGGUGGCCAUCCGUGUCCCCACCAACACUGCUCUUUUUGGGCUAGUCACCCUCCUCUGCUUCGGAGACACCGUGGAUGGCCAAAACAGGCGCGCCUUGGGGCAUGUCGUCCGGGACAACAUGGAUGCCGUUGGGGAGCUCAGCCCCAGGUUCGAUGGCUCGAUGGUGUCGAAGCUCGUCAACUGGAGGGCGUUUCGCCGUAUCUCCGCCCUGUUCGACCGGCAAACCGAGCUGUACCGUCCUCUCUUUGCCGCACGCAGGGAGUCACGGUCCAAGGUUUGUGGCGGUAUCGUCCACCCAUAUGUCGACUCGCUCCUCGAUCUCCGCGUCCCCGACGGCGACAGCAAGAACGGCGACGUCCGGCGGGCUCUCCGGGAAGGCGAGAUGGUGCCGCUUGUGUUCGAGUUCCUUGGCGCAGGUACAGGGUCGAUCACAACCUGCGUGGAGUGGACCCUCGCCCACCUCAUCAACCAGCCCGAGUUCCAGACCAGGCUACGCCGCGAAAUUGACGACGUUGCCGGUGGCGCCCCGUUGUCCGCCAAGAGCCUUCGCAGCAUGCCGUACCUAAACGCCCUCGUCCUGGAGAGCCUCCGCAUGCACCCACCUUUGGUGAUGUUCAAACUAGGUGACAUCGGAAGAGACAAGGCAAUGUGGACGGAUCCCGACGAGUUUCGACCGGAGCGGUUCCUUGAGGGCGGUGAAGCGGAGCAUGUCGGCCCGUUGCCAGGAUCCAAGGAGAUCAGGAUGAUGCCGUUCGGUGCCGGGCAUAGGCACUGCCCCGGCGUCGGCAUGGCCAUGAUGCUCAUCAAGUGCUUCCUCGCCACGCUCGUGCGCGAGUUCGAGUGGACGCUGUCGGCCCAAGACUGCAGCCGUGGCGUCGACAUGACGGAGCAGGACGGGUUCGUGAAGCUGAUGAAGAAGCCACUCUGCGCGCGCGUCGCGCGGCGCACUUGA